AUGUCGACUGAUCUUGAUAUUGGAUAUGACGAUGAUCGUUUUGAUAAACAUUCAUCAUUUAAAAGUUUUGAAUCGAAGAUAAAUGGAUUUUCAUCUGAAGUUUCUGGGCCUGACAAAGAUAUAUUCACUAUUACUUUAAUGAUUCUGUGUAUUAUUGGUAUGAUUCUUGCUCUUGUUUUUAUAAUUUUUGGAAAAAAAUUUAAGAAAUAUAAAUCAACAACAACUGAGACAAUUACAACAACAAACGCUAUAGAACUCAAGGAUAUGUCAUCAAAUCGAGAAUAUCAACCAGUUUCAAAUGUUUAA
Molecule: messenger RNA, 306 nt
Organism: Rotaria sp. Silwood1
Lineage: Eukaryota; Metazoa; Rotifera; Eurotatoria; Philodinida; Philodinidae
Source: the annotation of a GenBank genome assembly